AUGAAAAACAAGUGUUUAUUAUGUGUUUCGAAACGCAAGGGAUUCAAGAAAUACUCGAAUACUUAUAGAAACAGUCCAUUAAUAGUGAGCCAAUCACUCAAAUCUGAAAGCAGUGCCAAACGAGUGAGCGAUGAGGAGGCAGAAGAGAUUGAGCGGCGGAUCACUGAGAAUGUGGUCCGAUUGGCGGCCACGGAUCAGCUCAACUCAGAGAUCAUUACGAAUAGAAGUCGAGCCUAUCUCUCGUGUGAAUCGGGAGAAAUGAUUGUGAAAAUCAAUUUCAGUGAACCCUUCCGAGGCAUCGGGUACUCGGACUACGACCGGACGAGUCCGUGCAGGUUCUAUGGCGACGGAUCCAACUACUAUCAAAUGAGACUACCUUUGAAGGGAUGCGGCACUAAACAGGAGGCGCCCAGACUUUUCAUCAAUAAUAUAAUACUGCGUUUUCAUCGAACCCUGGAGUUGGAAGAGGACGAAAUCAAGACCAUUGUGUGCCGAUACCCCCCACCACUUGCACCACCCCCUCCUAGUAUAUCAGCACCAAUUUUAGAGCCGACACCACCGCCAGCACUGCCAAUACCGGCCAAACUGUCGGAAGUGGAGCUCCUGUUAAUCAUAAGCGCACUGUUAUUCCUGACACUAUUAUUACUGGGGAUAGGGAUGGCUUACUAUUGUCUGAAGAGGAGGAAUAUCAAAGUGGUUCGCAAAAGGAAAGUCACGCCGUCGGAGAUCACCAAAAUUAGUUCCAUACGUAUACCUCGGGUUGCUGUCAGCACAAGUAGUUCAGACUACCCGUCCUCUUCUGAAGAGAUUAGUGUAAUCAGUGACACGUCGACCAUAAGACGCGAUCACUAUAACUAUGAGAACCAGGCGUUUAUACCCGAGCCCUACCCUCUGGACAUAGAGCGCGAAGACUCAGUGACAUCACUGCCAGUGCCUGUGAUCGCCAAACCAAACAUAACUCAAUUGGAUUUUCUGACAACCAUUCGCGAGACACAACAUUUGACGGACACCGAUAUCUUCAACACCACACACUUGAAGACUACGACACAGUUGUAUAGGAAGGCACCCACACCUACUGCCUCAUCCAUCUAUGGAAGUAUACCCGACAAUGACAUGUGGUCUCACAGCGAGUUGGAAGACAUCCCAUCCCAGCGCCCAUACAUACCUCCCCCUAAACUUCACGUUCGAAAUAUUGACGACAGCUUUGUGUCCACUCAACACAUCACUGAUAUCGACGAAGAUAUCACAACCCAUCGACGACUAACGCAUCCAAACCCCAGAAUUACAACAAAAACAAUAGAAGACUAUUAUAUGACUCCCAAAGAGACCACAGAUAUGACUGAAGACAUCACAACUAAACGAAUCACAACUUAUCCCAAACCAAAAAUUACUUCCAAAACAACGGAUGACUAUUAUGUGAGCCCUCAAGAGACCACUGAUAUAACUGAAGACACAAUAACUGAGCGGACAAUCACUUAUCCCAAACCCAAGAUAACCACUCAAUCUCUUGAAGACUACUAUAAGACCAAUAGAGACACGACUGAAGUAUUCGAGGAUUUGUCGACAACACGGCUGAUAGCAGUGCCUCCACCUCCAAGUGGACCCGUAGUCACAGACCGCACACAAGACGACACAUUCAUAAACAUUAGGGAAACCACAGAAAUAACUGACGACACAUCCACCCGAAAGCUAACCAAAUACCCGAUCCCUAAAUAUACAGUUCAUACGAUUGACGACACAUUUAUUACAAAUAUCUCUGAAACAGAUAUCACUGAACACAUCACUGCGAGCGAUAAAAAGGAGGCGCCUCCACCUCAGCCUCACCAGUAUCCUAAACGCGUGGGAACAGGUGUUGACUGGGAGGUGCAGAUCAGUCGAUACCUGGUGGGGCCGACAACCGAGUUGCCCGAAACAAAAGCCACGACAUCCACUAUAGACCAAUACGACGCCUACACUUCAGACACUACAACCUUCACUAGUAGUCAUGAAACCAAGAUUAAUAUGAUUUAUAAAAUACUGGACGCACCGCCUCCUCACCUUCCGGGAGUGGACCGCCUCACUCCAGAUGUCAAACAAAAGUUUCGUACACUUCUCACCACUGAUCACGUGUUCAGAUCUUUGAUUAUUGAAUCCAACACUACUGAAGAGUACACUUAUAUCAGUCGUCAUAUUAGUUAUGAACCUCUUUUUGAUCCUCCCGUUUGGGUCACAAUCAUUACACUUCUCUCAUUGCCUGAACUCAGCUCUAGACAACAGCCUACAUCACCCCAACCCUCCCAACCACCACAACCCCCUCCAACCACUAGAUAUAAAAGGAAAGGUUCGUUGCCCUCAAUUAGUGGCGAACUUAUUCCUUAUGAGCCGUACGUAAGACCAGAUAUUAUCAGGUCUCGUCGUGCCUCCCGUUCCAGUUCUAUAUUCGACGUCCGGUCCCUUACCGAAGAGGACGUGACAUUCUCGCGGACCGACUCAAUCAGAUUUGCUGCUCAAACCAGCAGGUCAUACGUGGAGAUGAGGCCAAACACAUACCCCGAAGACGUGCCAACAACAAGCGGUCUCUCGACCCACCAAACCCUGCCAUCUCUGUCUCCCAUACCGAGAACGGCACACAUCUCAGAGUUUAUGGUUCCUUCGCAACGACCGUAUUCUCCAGACAUUGAUGCACUGAGUCUUGCUUUGCCUACCAGUGCUUAUGCCUCAUCUCAGUAUAUGUCGAGUUACGGGCGCUCCACAGCUUAUGGCCGGUUGGCACACAUCAGACGAACUCUGAAUCGCGCGACAAGUGUUGGCGACAAAGAAGAGACCAAAUCUGUCUCAGAAAAGGAUGUUUACGAUUGGAAACGAUCUUAAAAGUCAUUUAUUAAAACAUUAUUUCUAUUUAUAUUCUUGUUUUCAAUUGAUUUUACAUUAUAAACAUAUUUUUAAUUAAUAGGAAUUUUUACUCAAUAUUUUUAAAUUGUUAUUAAUUUACAGAUGUUUAUACAGUAUAUGCAUAU
This is a messenger RNA of Oppiella nova, 2996 nucleotides long. Lineage: Eukaryota; Metazoa; Arthropoda; Arachnida; Sarcoptiformes; Oppiidae. The record is from the annotation of a GenBank genome assembly.